Molecule: messenger RNA, 4707 nt
Organism: Toxoplasma gondii ME49
Lineage: Eukaryota; Apicomplexa; Conoidasida; Eucoccidiorida; Sarcocystidae
Exons: 4
Coding region: 1-4707 (1568 amino acids)
Source: RefSeq, a predicted model, not a curated record
AUGGUAACAGAGGAAACCGGCUUUUUCUCCGGGCCGGACGUUGACGCUUCUGGCGAUGACGAGAGGCCAGAGACAGACGACAUUUGGAGACCGGCUCCUUCGCGCUGCAGUCGAUCGGAGUCGCCCUUGGAUUCUCCCGUGGGUUCGCGGAGCCCACCUCCUGAGCGUUGCCCCCAUUCGCCUGUUUCCUCGCCUUCUCUGCAUCUCGUCAGUUGUACAUCAGCGUUCGCGACACAUACACCGCACACGGUGCUUCUGAUUUCCUCUUCUGCGUCUUCUCAUUGCGACAACUCAGCCCCGACAGCAGCGUCUGCUUUUUCGCCCACUCACUCCUUCCCUGCGUCCGCAGAAUGCGCUUUCCCCGCCUCGUCUCCCAGUCAAGCGGCGCGUGGUUUGCGCGAACAUAACUCAGGAGUCUCCAGUGCUUCGCCUGCGCUUCUCCUCACCUGUUGCGGUGCCUGUGUCUUAGUUUCGCCCGUGCAAACCGAAGGCGGCUCUCCUUGUGUCUCGGCACGCGCAGACGCUGCCCAGGGGGGGAGUGAAGCAGAGCGCCGUUUUCGGCGAUGUGAACGGGUCCAUCCAGAUGGUUUGGGAGGCCCUUCGUCUUCGGUCGCGUCCCUGCAGUUUGCUGCUUCUGUCUCGCCUGCGCGGUCUUCGUUUUCCUCCCCGCCACGGGUCUACAGAGUCCACACAGCCCUCGUGACAACGCUGUCUUUUUCCAGUUCCCUCAGUCUCGUCUGUUCCUCGCAGCGGCCUGCGCCCCACUCGGCACACUUCGCUUCUCUGUGGUGUCCAUACACCGUAAAAGAGCGGGCGCGGCUGCCGCUGCUCUUCGCGGCUCGCGCAGACGUCGUCUCCUCGGCGUUUCUCCCCGAUCAAACGCAGGGCCUGUUGCUUCUGGUGAAGGACGGGAAACACUCGAUCUUUGGGUACAUGAAUUUGCGGACGAAACUCGCACAAAACGCCUCGACGUACACGCCUCGGUCUAUGGCGCGUGCGACUCACCUGUCGCUGCCGUCCAGUGGUUCCCAAUCUCGCUUGCUGCCCGGCACCUCUGAGCGCUUCGACGUCUCGCCUGGGGUUCCGCGCUUCGCGCCUGACUUCGUCGUCGACUGCGGCAGACAGCCGGUGCUCGGCCUCGCCGUCGAGCCAACAAUAUGCGCCGCAAACGCGUCGCGGUUUCCCGCAACUUCCGCGCCUCUCCGCUUCGCGUCUUUCGGCCAGGGACACCUCCGGCUGUGGUCGGUCGUGCCUAAGACGAAACAACGCGAGAGCGAAGCGAAGUUGCGCGUCCCGGGAGCGAAGGGAGGCGCGGCGUCUCGCAGAAACCGAAAAAUGGAGGAAACAGAAUUCCCGCCCCCUUCGUUCCGCAGCUGUUGCUUCGGCCCGGCGUUCCUCUCACGUGAAGCGGGCGCCGCGCGUGCUUCACAGGGUGUAUGUACACCCGGAAAUCAGUCGCUUCGCUCCGUUGGCGGCCCUGCGACAGCUUCUCGUGGUAGCUCCAGGGUUGUCUCAGCGCAGAAACGCAGUUCCCUCCAAGCCCCGUCUGGCACUUCUUUUCCUUCGUUCCUCUUUCCAGGUUUCCCCGCUUCGUCACCUCGAAAUCCAUCACACGUUCCGCUUGUCACCGCGGCCGCGUUCCUGGCAGAGUCUCGAGAGCUCCUCGCGGGCACCGCCGACGGACUCGUCUUCGUCUUCCGGGGUUUGACCGCCAUUCGCGCCCUCUCAGUGUCUUCGCCUGCUUCGCCAUCGGCGGUCUGUCUCCUUCUCCCCUUCAGAAAGUCGCUACUUCUCGCUGCGACGAAGAACGGCUUGUUAACUCUGCUGCGGACCACAGGGCAGGUGUCGCGCCGACGCGUGCGGAGUCGUCGGGAGCCCGCAUCUUCGAAGAGAAGCGAAAGGUUCCCUGGCAGAGGCGAAGGCCCUCUGGCGAAUCGACUGGGCCCUCCGACACAUGCAAAGGGGAACUCUACGCCACGAGGCAGAGACGGAGAAGCGAGGGAGCAGCUGCACGAUCGACGAGAGCCGGGAGAGCGAGGGAGACCUUCCGAGUCGCUGGCCUUGUCAGGGGAGAGGGACGAUGGAAGAGUGGACGCUCUUCGCGGUGUCGAGAGAGAACGAACACCUCUAGAAGCGGCGAGAACUCUCUCUUCUCGAGCUGCCAGCAGCCGUUCUCUCUGUUCCCGGGUGAGUGGAAGGAACGGUCUCGCCAGCGAUCCAAGUUGGAGGCGGCUGACCUCCGUCGGCAAGAGAAACAGAACUCCGCGGCGCGUGUCCAGGGCUCCCUUCGCAGACCGCGUCCUGGAUCGACCUGUACGUACACCCCGAAGUAGCUACGCAGAUGCAUUCUCGCGUCCGCAGGGACGUUCCUCCGCCUUUCGUGUAUAUCGUCCGGCUCGAGAGAGGUCUCUGUCUGAGGCGGUGAAAUGCACACACGCGGGGAACCCACAUUUGUCUGGUGACGGCAGACAGGUGGAGCAGAGAAGCCCCUCUCAGCGCGCCCAGGACCACCCUUCGCGUGUCGGCUAUCAUCCGCUUUCAAGGCCGUUGCCGUCGCCUGACGACUGUCCUUCUCCGCGUUUCUCGUUUCCCCACAGACGUCCCUCCCGCCGGUCUCCCUCCGAUAAUGAUGAUAUGCGAGAAGACACGAGUCAGCCUGACUCUUGCGAAGGCCGUGUCUCAAGGGUGGACUGUCCCUGGGAGGGUAUAUCCGGCUUCGCAAGCACAGACACUGCGUCCCAAACGGCUUGCUCAGAAAGAUCUCUGCACGUUCGCGAUAUCCUUCGCUUUCACGCAUAUCGGAACUUUGCUGGCUUGACCCUUCACUCCCAUCCUCCCUCUACUCGCUCCCAGUCCUUCCCCCCCUCCGCACUUUCGGCGUUUUCUGCUGGUCCGCCUUCUCUGGCGAAAGAUCCCUUCUCACCUUCUCUCCUGCCUUCCACGUGGGUCUCCACUUUCUCGCCCUCCUGUUCCCCGCCUCACGCAGCUCCGUGGUUCCCAUCGCAGUUCGCCUGUCUCGCAGGCUGGAGUGUCUCCGUCGUUGAUACUGCUUCUCGGUCUGCUUCUUCGGAGCCUUCUCUCGUUCUGGUCACCGACAGCCACAUUCUCUGCCUGCGUCUCUCGCCUCUCCUCCCGUCCUCCUCUCUCCUUCUCGCCCAGCAGCCUUGGGGUUCCAUCGAAGCCGCGGCCGCGGUCGCGGCGUCUGCGGCGCCGCCACUCUGCCUCUACAUGGAAGAAGAAAGUGAAUGCAAGCCAGCCUGUGAGAGCUCUUGGAGCCCCAGAGUAAGAGACACCUCGGGAGACAGAGGUUGGACACGCGAGAUGGCGCACAGAGACUCAGGACGCCAGGAGCGAGGAGGCUCAGGAGCGAUCUGGGGAGCCAGCGCGCGCCGAGAAGAAGAAAAAAGGUGCGACAGCGAUGGAGAAACGAGACAAACCGGAGAGGGCCGAGGCAACAUAAUUCGUCAGCUUAGAGCAAAGAGAGAAGAAGUCGCAAGAACAUUCGGAAGCAUCCUCGUCACAGGUGGCAGGUGUCCCGUGGGAGGGGCGUUGCAUGUCUGGCGCGUGUGCGAAGAAAAUGCAAACAUCGAGGCACUCGGUCCUCCUAUCUUCUUCGAGGCCGGCGUUACCGCGGUCGCCUUCUCUUCGCCUCUCUUUGUCAACUCUCGUGGGACUUCUCCCCUGCCUCUUCUCUCAGCGUUCGCUUCUUCCACAGUUCCUCUCCCUACACUCCUCCCUUCUCCACCUUGUUCACUCUCUUGUUCUCCUCCUCCUUCGGUGACCGCCUCCUUCCUCGCUGUCGGCUGCGAAGACGGCUCUGUCUGGCUCUUCCUCCUUUUCUCCUCGUCUUCUCUGUCUCCUCCCUCACCCGCGAUUUCCGUGCGGCUCUGUCUGGUAGCGGCGCCGUUCCAGUGUCCGCAGAAAGCCGCAUCGGAAGUCACGGCGCUCGCCUUUCGUCAGCAUGUGGGGCUUCCUCCUUGGCUAGCUGUCGCCUACCACAGCCCCAGUGCGGUGCAGUGUCUGGAGUUGGUUGAGGCGACCUGUGCGCUCGGUCUCUUUUCGCUUUCGUCCCGGCCUUGUGAGAAGCUCGGAGAACCUGACGGCCCUCAGCAGAGCUGCCAGGCUGCUUUUUGCAGCACGUCCAGAACGUCCAGAAGUGUAUGUACACCCGAGAGAGGGGAGACGCCGCUAGCGCGAAGAAAAGGAGCGGAGGCGGACUUCGUCGAGACACUCGGCUGGCGAGAGGCGUGGAAUUCUGCGCGGCGUCACGACGAAAGUGACGCGUGGGAACACUCCUCCGACGGAACCACAAACCCAACCUUGUGGAGUCGGAGAGGCAAGCAAAGCGAGGCCGAAGAAUUGCUAGAGAGAGAAGAAAAACGAGAUGCUUGCCAACCCCAACCUUCUUGGUCUCGACAGGCUUUCUUCUGUCGCUUCUCCCAAGGCGAAGACGGCUUCCCCGCCAACUGUGAGCUUCUCUUCGUCCGCGGCACUCACGAGGAAAGACCAUUUUGGCAACCAGGAGCCGCGCUCCGCCCACUCCCCGCCCGAAGUUCGGGUAUAGUUAUCCGUCUCCAAGAAGUUCUCAUUCUCGUCCUGGCGACGUCGCUCUUGUGUCAGACAGCCGAUGGAGUGCUCGCCGCCUUCUCCAUUCCCGCGGGCCGCAGGCCUGGAGACGAGGUCCUGUUCCGCGUGAGUUACUUCUGA